Pollicipes pollicipes is the source of this 1050-nucleotide messenger RNA. Its product is annotated as adenylosuccinate synthetase. The transcript has 6 exons. NCBI's taxonomy places the organism in Eukaryota, Metazoa, Arthropoda, Thecostraca, Pollicipedomorpha, Pollicipedidae. Gene Ontology annotation, molecular function: nucleotide binding; adenylosuccinate synthase activity. Gene Ontology annotation, biological process: 'de novo' AMP biosynthetic process; IMP metabolic process. The record is from RefSeq and is a predicted model, not a curated record. Gene Ontology annotation, cellular component: cytoplasm. The annotation marks the transcript as partial.
UCCAAGGCCACCCGCAACGGACUGCGGGUGUGCGACCUGCUCGGCGACUUCAGCUACUUCGUGGAACGGUACCGGUCGCUGGUGGCGCUGCACAAGCGCAUGUUCCCUGCGCUGGAGGUGGACGUGGAGGCCGAGCUGGCGCGGUACGCCGAGUUCGCCGCCCGGCUGCGGCCGCUCGUCGUCGACUCGGUCAGCUAUGUGAGCGGCGCGCUGGCCGAGGGCAAGCGCGUGCUGGUGGAGGGCGCCAACGCGGUCAUGCUCGACAUUGACUUCGGCACGUACCCGUUCGUGACGUCCUCGAACUGCAGCGCCGGCGGCGUCUGCACGGGCCUGGGCCUGCCGCCGCGCAGCAUAGGACACGUGUACGGCGUGGCCAAGGCCUACACGACUCGCGUCGGCGUCGGCCCGUUCCCCACCGAACAGCUCAACGAGAUCGGCGAGCUGCUGCAGGAGCGCGGCGCCGAGUUCGGCGUGACCACCGGUCGAAAGCGGCGCUGCGGCUGGCUCGACUGCGCCCAGCUGCGCCACUCCAACAUGGUCAACGGCUACUCGGCCCUGGCGGUGACCAAGCUGGACAUCUUGGACUCUCUGGCGGAGGUGAAGAUGGGCGCCCACUACCUGCUGGACGGCCGCCGGCUGGAUCACUACCCGGCCAACAGUGCCGAGCUGGCCACCGUCGAGGUGGAGUACAUCACUCUGGCCGGCUGGUGCACGUCCACCGAGCACGUGCGCGCCUUCGCCGACCUGCCCGACAACGCCCAGCUGUACAUCCGCACCCUGGAGCGGCUCGUCGGCGUGCCAGUCAAGUGGAUCGGUGUCGGGAAGUGCCGGGAGUCGAUCAUCGAACUGAUGUGACGCCGGCCGCUACCGCCGCCGCCACCGCCACCGCCACCGCCACCGAGUGCAGUCGCGUGCCCUGUCGGGGAUGAGUGCCGCCGCCCGGCCGUGUUCCCCUAGUCCCGUCUAGAGGCGGCCGCGCGCUGCCGCGCCGCCGGCAGUCCUGUGUACCCCACCGUAUUUUUUCAGUACGAAUAAAACUGCCAGCGCGGA